UUCUUUUAUAUUUAUCUAAUUAGUUAUUUUUUCUUCAAAAAUUUGGAUGUUGUUCAACCUCAUCACUUAAAUUUCCAUAUAUGUUCAACUUCAAGUAGUGUCUAUUUCUAGAUAGGCUAACCUGAAGUCAUCUCUCUAGAUAUAUCUUUCUAUCUGUACUGUUUUUUUUUCCCUUCAUUAAUGAAAACCUUGUAUGUUACUCUUUAUGUGAUGCCUAAUAAUUUAUUACAUCUGCAUCAAUAUUGUUUAGAGAGAAGGUGAUAAUCAUAAGAUGUUUUUGAUACGCAUAUAUAAACAAAAAAGACUAUAGUUUUAUUUUAUGUGGCUCUCUCCAGGAUGGGGCUACUUGAUUAUGAUAACUUUUAUCCGACUUCUUUUUUUCCUGUUGAUGCCUAAUUGUAGAUAUGGCUGUUUUAUGAGAACUCCCGUUCAAGAACCAGUUAGUCGUGUCAUCGUGCUCUCCGUCUUGCUAAGCUUAUCCAAUGAAUUAAUGACACAUCCUAAUUGAGUUCUGUUUUUUUUUUUUUUUUUUGGUCCUUCAGAAAAAUGUUACAGAAACAAUAAUUUCAUACAAAACUUCAUUUAGAUUAAUGAAACAGAGGCAUGCAUUAAAUUAACAGAAACACAGACGGUGCUGUAUUUUGUGUUUGUGUGGUUCAACAAUGGAAAAAAGUGGUGGUGAUAUCAAAAUAAACUCGAUUUCAGAGAAGCUUGGCAUUUUCAUGCGAAAAUGCAUUUAUUCUGUUUUAUCUGUUGGUCCCAUCCCCAAUCACAUUGCCUUCAUCAUGGAUGGGAACCGUAGAUAUGCAAAGGGGAGGAAUAUGGGUGAAGGUGCAGGGCACAAUGUCGGGUUCUUGGCUCUCAUGUCUGUGCUCAGGUUCUGCUAUGAGUUGGGCGUGAAGUACGUAACAGUCUAUGCCUUCAGCAUUGAUAAUUUCAAGAGACGACCUGAAGAAGUGGAGACCCUGAUGGACUUGAUGCUGGAAAAGAUUGAAGGGUUGAUGAAGGAAGAGAGUUUUGUCAACCGCUAUGGGGUGAGGGUUCAUUUUGCUGGAAAUCUAAUGCUAUUGAGUGAACCUGUCCGGGAGGCAGCCAAGAAAGCAAUGGAGGCCACUGCCGCCAACUCCAAAGCAGUGCUCUCUAUCUGUGUUGCCUAUACAUCUACCGACGAGAUAGCAAAUGCUGUUCAACAAUCAUGUAAAGAAAAAUAUGAGAAAAGAGCUGGUCAUGGUUCAAAUGGACUUGGAGGGAAUGAAGAGUACUAUUACCAUGGUCAGAACAGUAUCAAAGUAGUGGACAUCGACAAGCACAUGUAUAUGGCGGUUGCACCUGAUCCAGACAUCUUAAUCCGAACCUCUGGUGAGACGCGCCUCAGCAACUUUCUUCUAUGGCAAAGUGCAUAUUCCUAUAUAUAUUCUCCUUCUGCGCUUUGGCCAGAGAUUGGUUUUCGUCACCUGGUUUGGGCAAUCCUGAAUUUUCAAAGUAACCACUUUUAUCUUGAGAAGAAAAAGAAGCAAAAUUAGAGGAGAUCCUCUUGCUGGAGACCUAGUUAUGAUAUAUCCUUCUUGUCUACAGUAUGAUCGUGUCGUUUCAAUACAUACUUCUCCUAUUCUUGAACUGAAGUUGUUUCAUGUGUCCCUGCAUUUACAGCAUAUGUGCUGACAAAAUAAAUUGACAAUUAGUGUCAAUCAGGUACCAAUAUAUAUUGUAAUACAAUUAGUGUCAAUCAGGUACCAAUAUAUAUUGUAAUACAAUUAGUGUCAAUCAGGUACCAAUAUAUAUUGUAAUACUUGUUUUAAAUGUUAAACUGGUGGCACAAACACAUUGACAUAUGAAAUCAUUAUGUGAAGUUUAUAAUAUGUUAUUGGCUUA
Cornus florida is the source of this 1872-nucleotide messenger RNA. RefSeq names its product dehydrodolichyl diphosphate synthase CPT3-like. Bases 663 to 1523 code for a protein of 286 amino acids. Lineage: Eukaryota; Viridiplantae; Streptophyta; Magnoliopsida; Cornales; Cornaceae. Gene Ontology annotation, cellular component: endoplasmic reticulum. The record is from RefSeq and is a predicted model, not a curated record. The transcript has 2 exons. Gene Ontology annotation, biological process: polyprenol biosynthetic process.